GCGAGUGGGGCCGAGGGGAGGAAGGAGCCGGGCCCGGGGCCGGGGCCGGGGGGAGGCGUGUCUUCCUGCGGCUUCGGGAGCCUCGGCGGCUGCGUGAGUCAGUGAGUCCGGCGGCAUGUUCAGAAACGGCGUGGCCUCGCAUGACAGCGCCUCCCCCGAGAAGAGGAGGCGGAUGGUGAGGGUCUGGUGCGAUGGCUGCUAUGAUAUGGUGCAUUAUGGGCACUCCAACCAGCUGAGACAAGCCCGUUCUAUGGGGGAUUAUCUUAUUGUCGGAGUACAUACAGAUGAGGAAGUGUCCAAGCACAAGGGUCCACCUGUAUUUACAGAGGAGGAACGUUACAAAAUGGUCCGUGCAAUCAAGUGGGUGGACGAGGUCAUCGAGGGAGCACCAUAUGUAACGACGCUUGAAACUCUGGAUAAAUACAACUGUGAUUUCUGUGUCCAUGGAGAUGACAUUACCCUGACUGCUGAUGGAAAGGACACAUAUGAAGAAGUAAAGAAGGCAGGCAGAUACAGAGAAUGUAAACGCACACAAGGUGUUUCUACUACUGAUCUGGUUGGUCGAAUGCUUCUUCUCACUAAAGCUCACCAUAGCAACAUUGAAAAAAAUACAGAAUACCAGGAGCACACUGACAAUUUUGGCAAGGGUCCAAAAGGUCACAGCCCAUGGACUGGAGUAUCUCAGUUUUUACAGACAUCUCAGAAAAUUAUUCAAUUUGCCUCUGGAAAAGAACCUCAACCAAAUGAUACCAUAAUCUACGUGGCAGGAGCAUUUGACUUGUUCCAUAUCGGUCACGUAGAUUUUCUGGAAAGUGUUUACAAGUUGGCAGAUAGGCCUUAUGUUAUUGUUGGUCUACAUUUUGAUCAGGAAGUCAACCGAUAUAAAGGCAAGAAUUAUCCGAUUAUGAAUGUGCAUGAAAGAACUCUCAGUGUACUGGCCUGCAGAUAUGUGUCUGAAGUAGUGAUCGGAGCUCCUUAUUCUGUGACUGCGGAUUUGCUGGAUCACUUCAAGGUUGACUUGGUCUGUCACGGAAAGACAGAAGUAAUUGCUGAUAAGGAUAACUCCGAUCCCUAUGCUGAGCCAAAGCGACGCAACAUCUUCAAAACCAUCCAUAGUGGUAAUGACCUCACCACAGACCACAUUGUUCAAAGAAUAAUCAAGAACAGGUUACAAUUUGAGGCAAGGAACCAAAAGAAAGAAGCUAAAGAGCUGGCUGCGAUAGAGGCAAUCAAGAAGAGAGCUGAUGAACAAAUUAAGGAAAUCCCGGAUGAGAAAGACUGUCAAUAAUGCAAUGCUGAAGCAUGCAUUCAGGAUGGGCAUUUACAUCAGUACACUAAAUUUAAUGAAUGAUCUUAUGUCGGCACUGUUUUCUCUUUAUGUUUACCAGAUUUAAGUGCUUUAGAUUUGCAGUGCGUUUGCUUGGCAAGACUUUUAAUAAUAGUUUUAAUUUAAAAUUAUGGGAUGCACCAAAGGAAUGGUCUGAACAUUUGGGUGUACUAAAGCAGCUGCUUGUAAAUAUCCAGAUGGUUAGUGAGUGUGUUUACAGUCCAGUGCAGUAAAAUCUUUAAGUAUAUAAUUUAAAAUUGCAUAUUCUAUUUUCAUUUAAUUGACCUGUAAAAGAUCUGCUAUUGUAGACUUUUCAAAAAUCUGUCAUACUUGUGGUAAUUUAGAUUUAUUUAUGUAUCAUGCUGCUUUUCUAUUUAUAAGGAUAUUUAAGGUGCAAUUAAAAUUAAAACUAUUUUAGUGUUUACUAACUAAACAAUGGUAUCAAUUUAAUUUGCAGAGAUCAAUGAGGUUGAAAGAGUGCAGAGAAAAUUAAUAAGGCUGUUGCUGAGACUUGAGGCCUGAGUUAUAGGGAAAGGUUGAAUAGGGUUAGGACUUUAUUCCGUGGAGUGUAGGGGAAUGAGGAGAUGUUUGAUAGAGGUAUUCAAGAUUAUGAGGGAUAUCGAUAGGGUAAAUGCAAGCAGGCUUUUUCCACUGUGGUUGGGUGAGACUGGAACAUGAGGGUGGUGAGAGUGUGGAACGAGCUGCCAGCGGCAGUGGUGGAUGUGGGUUUGAUUUCAACAUUUAAGAGAGAUUUGGAUUGGAACAUGUAUGGAAGGGCAGGUCAAUGGGACGAGUUAGAAUAAUAGUUGGGCAUGAAGUAGAUGAGCUGAAUAGCCUGUUUCGCUGCUGUAGUGCUCUAUGGCUCUACAUUAACCUGUGGUCCUCAGACAUAGUGCAGGAAGCAAGUUUAAAUCUCAAGUUUAUUUAAUAAAGGUUAUGAACUUUUGUGGCCAUUUCACCAUUGACCCACAUCCCCAACAACAAAUAGUCCUCAGUGGUUUGAAGAAUAACUUGGCACUAAUGGACUUGGUAUUUCUUCUUCUCUUGGCAUAUUUGGUAGUUCUGAUUAUUCCGAGGCAAAAUUCAUUUAGGUAACUGUUAUUUCAAGGGACCAUAUAGUAUUUCAAAGGUGUCUGUAAUACAUACUGUCCAGUAUAAUUACCCGUAUAUACAAUGGGCUGAUAGUAAAUCUGUUAUAUCUUAGCUCUGUUUAGUCAGGAUUUAAAAAUCAAACAUUUCAAAUUCAUGCAUUUUUCUUUAGAUCUGGUUUGUAUUCCAGCACUUAACCAUGUAAGCAGCUCAAAUAAAUUUCUUUCUUAGAAAUUUACCUGUAAAUUAUGGAAUAUUAUUUCAUAAUU
Mobula hypostoma (lesser devil ray) is the source of this 2685-nucleotide messenger RNA. It is a transcript of the gene pcyt2, whose product is annotated as phosphate cytidylyltransferase 2, ethanolamine. The transcript has 13 exons. The record is from RefSeq and is a predicted model, not a curated record. Gene Ontology annotation, biological process: phosphatidylethanolamine biosynthetic process. Lineage: Eukaryota; Metazoa; Chordata; Chondrichthyes; Myliobatiformes; Myliobatidae. Gene Ontology annotation, molecular function: ethanolamine-phosphate cytidylyltransferase activity. The coding region runs from base 116 to 1288 and encodes 390 amino acids. Gene Ontology annotation, cellular component: cytoplasm.